GGCUUCGGCCGGCCGGUCAGUCGUGCUGUGGCGGCAACCACGACGCGUAGUCGGUUCCACGUUCCACCGCGAUGUUGCCAAACAAGAUCCUCGAUCGUCGGUUCGAGUCCUCGAGGACCGGUCCGCGGGAGGGAUGAACUGAGCCGGGGAGGAUCGGCGAUCUCUCGUUCCCGUGGGAACCAGCGGGAUCGUUCCGGGCCCGCCGGGAGCCGUUUGGGACCAGCGGACGGACGCAGCAGCCUCGCGGCGCCUCUUCCACAGACCUACGGUCUCCGAGCCCUCGGACCCGUGUGCGUGCGUGCGUGCACCUCCGCGCCUCUAAUAUCUGGCAUAAUCCAUCCCGGUCGAGCCAGUGGGAUCGUCCCGAUGGCUCGCACUCGCUCCGCCUCGCGGCAAUUAGUCCCGAGCCGCAGGAUCCCCUGACUCCGGCGAUCCACGAGCCCCUCGCCGAGAGACGAUCGCCCCUCGAUCCUGGUAAACAAAACGAGGACCCGGCCGGAUACUUUCGUCCAGCAGGCUCGGCGUCGGCACCCUCGGCCUCGGGGAACACGUGCGGAUGCUCGGGGCGCCAAGUGGUUCCAGAUGAUCGUCGUCCCGCGACGUCGUGCGUCGAUGAUCCUCGACGGUCCACGUCCGCGUCGUUCUCGCCUAGCGAAACGAUCAUCGUUCGACUGACGGGGUGGAGAUCGAGAGGGGUCAGCCGGGACUUCGCUCCGGGUGCUGGGGAUCCACGGAUCGCCGGGGCGGACUUGCUGCGGGAAGCCGUCGACUUCAGGACGACUUCAAGCCGUCGCUGGGACGUUGACGCUGCGUUCGCAGUGAUCGCGGACGCCACUCUGGACUCUUCUAACCGUGAGAUCACGCAAAUUGUGGUGCAACGAGGUUCCGAAGGCCUGCGAGCUUCUGCGAAGAUAGCUCGUUCUAAGAGAAAACUCCGAGAGAAGCGAAGGGACUCGCUUUAACUGUCUCGCUCGCGAAGGAGUUUAGACGCCGAAGCCUGACAACGCGCAGGCUCGAAGGGCCUAAUCGCGAAGCUAGAUGGUACACCGAAGCCCACAGCGAGAUUUCCGAGGGCCUGAUCGCGGUCACCGCGAAGCUAGACAGCUGUACGCCGAAGCCUAAAGCGAGAUCUCGUCUAAUCGCGGCGUUUGCGAAUCCUUGGAGAGCCUAAUCGCGGCCUCCGCGACCCCCGGAGAGCCUAAUCGCUGCCUCGGCGAAGCCUCGAAGAGCCUAAAAAUCGACUAGCCAAAGGGAGAAAGUUUUUCUACGCCGAAGAAUCCUGUUAGCCUUUCUUCCCGGUCCCUCCCUGUCCCCGCCGUAGACGAAACGCAGACGCAGUUCCACAGUCGAUUGAUCGACUUUAAAGAGACUCGAUUUUCACUCGAAGGGAAGUGUCCCGACAGUCGAGCGAUCGACUUUAAAAAGACAGCCCCCGCCUCUCGGAAGAUCGGGAAGAGGACACGCGGUCCCUCGCUGAAAACUUGCAACGAGCCUGGGAGAGCAGCGAGCAGGACGCGACCGACAUCUCGCAGAGUCGGCUCGAGGCUUUAAAGAAACCUAAUUUCGAGACUCUUGGAGGCUGUGUAUAUAUAUAUACCGAGGAGAGAGAGGAGAGAGAGAGAACGGUGUAACUCGGUACGAAGUAGCUAUUAAACUUCGCCCGACAUCGAUACCAGUCGAACGGAUCGACUUUAAAGAACGGUACAAGUCCCGGGAUAGAGGACUCGGAGAUAUUAUUAAAUUCGCGUCGAGAACGUAGAUAGAUCAUCCCGGCGGACCCAAACAGCCCCUGGCCGGCCUGGAUCUGGCAAAGGCGUGGAGUUUUCGGCUGCGAAGCGAGCUAACGUCGAGCCGAGAGGCCCGGUUCAACUCGGAGAUUCGGUUCGAGAUUUGGGCCAGACCCGUUCGGAGACCUCGUCGAGGGCCUGGUGCAGCUCGAAUAUCGGCUGGAAGAGAUCCCCCGGCUCGGGGACCCGGUCCAAGGUGGGAGACCCAUCGAAGGGAGGUCUCCUCGACUCGAAAUAAGAUGUCAGAAGCCUCGUGAACCGAAGAGCCCCCACCGGUUACAAUGAGCCACCAUCUCGGUCGGCUGCUGAUCCUACUGUUGUCGCUCCAGCAGCUUCCCCUGGUGACGCAGUCGAAGAAUCACAGCGAACGCGAGGCCGUGGUGAUCCCCGGGGACAUCGUGUUAGGGGGCCUGUUCCCGGUGCACGAGAAAGGCAGCUCCUCCUGCGGUCCCAAUGUCUACCACCGCGGCGUGCAACGUCUCGAGGCGAUGCUCUUCGCCAUCGACCAGAUCAACAACAACAGAACCAUCCUGCCCGGCAUCACCCUCGGCGUCCACAUCCUGGACACCUGCAGCAGAGACACCUACGCCCUCAAUCAGAGCCUGCAUUUCGUUAGGGCCUCGCUGUCCGGCCCGGACACCAGCAUCCUCGAGUGCGCCGAUCGAUCGGUGCCCAAGGUCACCAAGACCGCUUCCGUCGGCCCCAUCUUCGGGGUGAUCGGGGGCUCCUACAGCUCGGUGUCCCUUCAGGUGGCCAACCUGCUCAGGCUGUUCCAUAUACCACAGAUCUCGCCCGCGUCCACCGCCAAGGCGCUCAGCGACAAGACCAGGUUCGACUACUUCGCCCGGACAGUGCCGCCGGACACGUUCCAGUCGAUCGCCCUGGUGGACGUGGUGAAGAGCGCGAACUGGUCGUACGUCUCCACGGUGUACUCGGAGGGUAGCUACGGGGAGUACGGUAUAGAGGUGUUCACGCGCGAGGCGACCGAGCGCAACGUGUGCAUCGCGGCGGCCCUGAAGGUGCCGAGCGCGGCGGACGACCACAUCUUCGACGACAUCAUCCAGCGGCUUAGCAAGAAAUCGAACGCCAGAGCGGUGGUGUUGUUCACGAGGGCCGAGGACGCUCGAGGGAUCCUGGAAGCGGCCAGCCGGUCGAACCUGAGCCAGCCGUUCCAGUGGCUCGCCAGCGACGGCUGGGGUCGACAGGGCAAGCUGGUGGAGGGCCUGGAGGACGAGGCCGAGGGCGCGAUCACCGUCGAGCUGCAGUCGAAGAACAUACCGGGCUUCGACGAGUACAUGGCCUCGCUCACGCCGGAGAACAACCGCAGGAACCCGUGGUUCACCGAGUACUGGGAAGAGGUGUUCGGCUGCGUGCUGAGGAGAUCAUCGCCGGUCUUCCAGAACGGCACCACGCCGUGCUCCCCGCAGCUGAGACUGACGGCCGCGUCCGGCUACGAGCAGGAGUCCAAGGUGCAGUUCGUCGUCGACGCGGUGUACGCGUUCGCCCUCGCGUUGCACAACCUGCAGAAGGACAGCUGCGCGAAGCGCGAGGGUCUCUGCAACAGCAUGGCGGCCUACGAUCGGGGUUCCUUCUACAGGAACUAUCUGCUCAACGUGUCCUUCAUCGAUCGCGCCGGCAGCGAGGUGAAGUUCGACGAGCACGGGGACGGGCUGCCGCGUUACGAGAUCCUCAACUUCCGGAAAUCGGACCACAACGGGUCCAACGGAUACCACUAUCGGGUGGUGGGCAAAUGGUUCAACUCGCUGAACAUGAGCACGGAGGAGCUGGUGUGGGCCAGGGGCACGAAAGACAUACCGAUAUCCGCGUGCUCGUUGCCCUGCGAGCCAGGUAUGAUAAAGAAGCAACAGGGUGACACUUGUUGCUGGGUGUGCGACCAGUGCGAGGAGUACGAGUACGUCUACGACGAGCACACCUGCAAGGACUGCGGCCCGGGGAAGUGGCCCCACGACGACAAGAGGGGCUGCUACGAGCUGCCGAUCAACCACAUCAGGUGGAACAGCGCGUUCGCGAUCGUUCCCGCGGUGAUCUCGAGCUUAGGUAUCACGAUGACCUUGGCGGUCGCCUGCGUUCUGUUCCAUCACCGCGACACGCCCCUCGUGAAGGCGUCCGGCCGCGAGCUGACCAUCAUCAUGCUGGCCGGAGUCCUCGUCUGCUAUCUGAACACGUUCCUGUUGCUGGUGACCCCUACCACGGUCACCUGUAUCCUACAAAGGUUCGGGGUGGGCGUCAGCUUCAGCGCCGUCUACGGGGCGUUGCUCACCAAGACCAAUAGGAUCGCGAGGAUCUUCGACUCCGCCUCGAGGUCCGCGGUCAGGCCCAGGUACAUCAGUCCCACCUCCCAGGUGUGCAUCGCCGCGGCGCUGAUCGCUUUGCAGUUGGUGUUGACGUUGGUCUGGAUGAUCGUCCAGCCGCCGGGCACCAGGUACUCGUACCCGACGCGCAGACAGGUGAUACUCAAGUGCAACAUCCAGGACAUGAGCUUCCUGUUCUCGCAGCUGUACAACGCCCUGCUGAUCGUGGUCUCGACGAUCUACGCGGUGAAAACGCGCAAGAUCCCGGAGAACUUCAACGAGAGCAAGUUCAUCGGGUUCACCAUGUACACCACGUGCAUCAUCUGGCUGGCGUUCGUGCCGAUCUACUUCGGCACCGGGAACGCCCACGAGACGCAGAUCACCACCCUCUGCGUGGCGAUCAGUCUGAGCGCCUCGGUGACCUUGGUCUGUUUGUACUCCCCGAAGGUCUACAUCAUCCUGUUCCAGCCGGACAAGAAUAUCCGGCGGAAGGUGACCAUGGGUGACAAGUUCAAGAAGCCGGGCAGCAGCGCGGGCACCUCAUCCAUUACCAAGUACACGGGCUGCGAGCUGACCAGCGAGAGCAUGCCGUUGCAGAGCGCCCUGACGGCGGCGGUGCAGACGUCGGUCGGCGUGACGGAGAUCAGCUUGACGUCGAACACAUCGGGCAAAACUACUAACGAGCAAGUGGCCGAGCUGUAGAGAGCAAGAGAGCAAGAGAGCGAGGGAGAGAGAGAGAGAGAUAGAGAGAGGGAGCGCGCGCAAAAGAGGGAAACAGAGAAAGAGAUAGAGCGAGGGGGAGAGAAGGGGGUAGGCAGAGGCGGCCCGUCGUAAUUCAGAUUUUCAGAGAACCCUGACCUCCGGUUGCACCCUCUGGCAACCGGCCAGCCGAUAAGACCGGCCGGAAGGGUCGCGGUAGUGAAUAGUGCGAAUGUGUGCUAAUAAAAAGGGGAAGGACAGCUCUCCCCUACCCCCCGAGACCGACCCCCGCGCGCCGCUGUCUGGCCAUGUUCGUCAGAGAAACGUAGCGCGAAUCGGGAGCAGCAGGGCCGAGGAGAAUGGACGGCCCGGCCCGAUAAGGGAGCGGUUACAAAGAAUCGCGACAAAGCUCCUCGCGUGAUGUCCGAUGCCUCGUGAAUCCUCCACGGAUCUGGGUAAGCUUAGGUUAUUUACUGCCGGCGCUGGAGGUACAGCGGGCUCUUCUUUUUCGCGGGGGUCGAACUCCGGAAGAGGAUCGCCUAAUUUCGGCUACUGUUCGUACGAUUGUUGCGAAGAAGUAUUCGAACACCUUUUAACCCUUUCAUGGGCACAAUACGAAUUUUCAAGGUGUCAGUACAUUUCAACGGUAGGAAUAAUUGAGCCCAGUGUCCGUGUACGCGCUAAAAGGGGGUGGGAAGCUUAGUUUCCAGGGCCUGUGAAAGGGUUAAAACGCAAUAACUCUCUUAAAGCCGGACCAAAUGAUUCGAAUUCUUUUUUAAAUAUUAAAAGAACUGGUUCGCUCUACAGCGUUUGAAACAUAAUAUU
Megalopta genalis is the source of this 5623-nucleotide messenger RNA. It is a transcript of the gene mGluR, whose product is annotated as metabotropic Glutamate Receptor. Gene Ontology annotation, cellular component: membrane. Gene Ontology annotation, molecular function: G protein-coupled receptor activity. Gene Ontology annotation, biological process: G protein-coupled receptor signaling pathway. The record is from RefSeq and is a predicted model, not a curated record. Lineage: Eukaryota; Metazoa; Arthropoda; Insecta; Hymenoptera; Halictidae.